This is a messenger RNA of Ruditapes philippinarum (Manila clam), 8442 nucleotides long. RefSeq names its product carnosine synthase 1-like. The record is from RefSeq and is a predicted model, not a curated record. The transcript has 7 exons. Gene Ontology annotation, molecular function: carnosine synthase activity; ATP binding; ATP hydrolysis activity. Bases 4338 to 5681 code for a protein of 447 amino acids. NCBI's taxonomy places the organism in Eukaryota, Metazoa, Mollusca, Bivalvia, Venerida, Veneridae. Gene Ontology annotation, biological process: carnosine biosynthetic process.
CUAUUGCAUAGACUAUAGGAAAUUGAAUGAGGUUACAGUCAAAGACGUGUAUCCUCUGCCUUUAGUCGAUGAUUGCAUGGACACAGUUGCUGGCAGUGUUUUGUUUUCAAAAUUGGAUGCCAAUUCUGCAUACUUCCAGUUAAAAAUCCAAGAAGAAGACAGGAAAAAGACUGCCUUUAUUACAAGGUACGGUCUUUUCGAGCAUGUUUACAUGGGCUUUGGUUUGUGUGGCGCCAACACCACAUUUGCCAGAGUGAUGAACUUAGUUCUCAGAGGCUUGAUAUGGAAGACUGUCCUGGCAUUUCUAGACGAUAUCAUCAUGCUAGGAUGCAAUUUUGAGGACCAUCUCUCAAACUUGCGUGAGGCCCUUUCGAGAUUUCGGAGGCUGAAGCCAAAGGAAUGUAUCUUCUUCCAACAAGAAGUAGAGUUUCUGGGCGGAAAGGUGAGUAAAGAAAACAUUGCUAUGACCAAACAUGACAUAGCUGUUGUGACUGAUUGGCCUGUUCCUAACAGUGCCAAGCAGGUAGAGAGGUUUAUGGGGUUGGUAAACUAUCAUAGAGGGUUUGUAAAGGACUUCUGUAGGAUAGCUGCCACAUUGUACCCCGCCACAGGCAAAGCCAAUUUUGUCUGGGGCGAAGAACAAGCAGUCAUUCAGAACUUUGAAGAGCUUGUUGACGCAACCUCCAGUGUUGGCAUUGCCUAACCAAACUGACAGCUUUAUCUUUGAUACGGAUGCUUCCAAUGGAUCGAUUGGAGCAGAGCUCUUGCAGGUGCAAGAUGGCCAAGAGAAGGUUGUCGCGUAUGGUAGCUAUGCUUUCACUUAGGAGCAACACAGGUACUGCGUGGCCAUGAAAAAGCUGCUAGCAGUGGUUCGGUUCACAAGACAGUUCUGACAUCACUUGUUAGGCAGACCAUAAUGGUUAGGACUGACCAUUCCAGUCUGAGAUGGUUAAUGAACUUCAAGAAGUCACAUAAGGGCAACUGGCGAGAUGGCUGGAAGAGCUUUCUCAAUUUAACAUGGUUUUGAAACACAAUGCAGGCCAUGAGCACUCAAAUGCUCACACAAUGUCAAGAAUACCUCUGCAAAGUGGGACAUGUCGAGGCUUGAUUGCUGGGGCACGGGUGGAUCAGUUGCCUUGUGGUUGGUGUGUCUAUUGUAAAAAGGCCCAUGAAAAUUUUUGUAGGUUUUUUACAGAAGUAGAUGAGGCGGUACCAUUGGUCAUAAAACCAGGGGGGUCAUUGCCCAGUUUUGAAUGCUGGUUCAGGUGACCAGUAGGGUGCCGGUGUCUCUGCCAUCUACAGGGAAAGGGAUUUUUAAAAUAACCUAUCAGAAACAGAAACGGUCCUUACCAUUGAGGUCGGUGAACAUGGUCAACAGGGUCUCUCUGAAGGCCAAAUCUUCAGUAGAGAUAAAAUCUGUGUUGAAAGUGGUUGCGAGAAAGACCAAACCUGGGACAUCAGGGCCAUUCCUGAUCCCAGGGAUGCAUUAAUGCUGGCAAAGGCUUUGGAGUAUGUUUGAUGGGACAUGCAUGGCAUGUCUAGAGGGGAUGAAGUUGCUAGCAUUAAUAUAGUAUCCACCAGGAGAUCAAAGCUUGCUACCAAUGCAAAGCAUUCUGAUCAGAUGGGAGAUGAGGAGAAAGAUCUCCUACGGUUACUAAUCCAGUGGACAGGUCAAGGGACAGUGAAGCCCUGCAAAGUUGGGGUUUUUCUGUGGAAAGCCUUGAUUAUGAGUUGAAGCUUGUUCUGGAUUGGUUAUGUGAUGGAACAAAGGCUGACCCUUCAGCUUUGUUCCAGUCAAGUCCAGGCACCAAGUAUUACUGGUUAACUAAGGGUUCGAUGCUCUUGAUUGCCGGUGUGUUAUAUCAAACUGAUAAACAUACUGAUGACAAGAGGCUUGUUUUACCUGGUGUUUAAGGCAAGAAGCACUUGCUUUGAAAGCCCAUGAAACAGCUCGCCAGUCCAUGAAUACCGCUUCAAAUUGAAUGAAGUGUAAUUAUGAUUUAGAGAUCUGGCGAGGGAAUUGGAUAAGCUCCAGUUCUAUAGCAAUUUAUGGAUCAGCCAACAUGUCCAUGAAUUGCCAACUGCCAAAAAGCUGCAGUGAGAGCCAAUGGAGAGCCAACAGGGACCUCCAAGGACAUUCUCCUGGCUAAUUGGACCCUUCAAUCAAGGUGAUUCGCUCCGACUGUGGAGCCAAAUCCCACACGUCAUCUGAGUCCGUUGCCCUUUUGGACGAAUUUGAGGUGGAAGUGAAGUCUGGGGAUGAGAGGAAGUUGCUGGCAAGUCUUGCCGUUCACCUCUCAAGCCAGUACCCCCUGUCAAAGCAACUGUCAGGGUCAGUUCCCCAAGGAAGUCAUAGGCUGAGGACCAUAACACAGUCUGCGGCUCCGAGGUCAUACGCCAUUGUGGUGACUUCAGGGCCUUCAGAAAGCCACAAGCUGAAUGUGGUCGAGUGUCUCGGGAAAGGCCUCCACCAGUUCUGACCAAGCCAAAGGUCAGAACAGGAACUCUAAGGGUAGGAGAAAUCUGAGUGGCCAAAGCACUCAGAUCUCACACUAUUCUGUGGGUGAGCGCCUUGACUGAAGAAGACUGGCACCGACCACUGGGGACCAUAGCUCCGUCCUGAAGGAGAAGCACUCCAAGGUGGUGCCCUCCAGUGCUUUAAGGACAUCUCGGUGCUGGGGUGUAGUGGGGACUUCACCCAGAAGCAUGCUUAGUGGAGGCCCACCUCCUUGGCAUCUUGGUUUUGUGUCAGUGGCGAAAGUGUUACCAAUAGGAGGAUAGGAGCACUGAAACUAGUGGUCAGGUGACUACUGGGGUUCAACAGCACUUUGUUGAAUCUCAUAGCCUAUUUGGAGAGUGUUGGUGUGCCGGUUUUCCAUGAAACCUGCACCAACAAUCUCCAGAAGGUAGCGCAUGAGUUCUGUAAGGCUCUUAGGGUGCCCAUGCCCAAAGACCUCACUUCAAAGAAACAUGGAAAUGCUGUGACAGUAUUGUUGCAGUGGCGUUGUCUUCUAGCCUUGGUUUCGAUGCUGGAAAUACAUCAGGAAGACAGUUUUAAAUCCAUGUUAGAACAGUUACUGUCUCCUUAAAAGAAGGAACUCACUCUGAGUCUUUCGAAAGCAUUUGACAGCCAUUGUCAUUUGGAUAGGACAGGCAGAGAAUUAGCUUUGUAGGUUCCAUCAUUGGCGGCCGCGAAGACUCUGAGUGAGGAAUUCAAGGUCAAAGUCACGGGAGCAGCAACCAUUUGAUGUGACCCUGAUAACUAUCGGAUUCACUGAUCCAAUGAUGGGUAGAUGAAAGGGUUGUUGUUAUCUGUGGCAUUCAUCCCAAAACGGAUGUCACAGAUAAGAGGUUAGAGCGCUUGGCCAAGAUUUUGGAAAAUCCAAAUGUUGCCGGCCUCGACGAGGUUGGAGUGGAUCACACUAACGCGCCUGAUACCUGGUCCAACCAGAUUUUAGGCCUGGAUAGGGUCCUGAACCUGCUCAAACCUGAGCAUAUCUUGGUGUUGCAUAUGCGCAGCAUGUUGGGAAGUUGGGGAUGAGACCAUUUUGUCCCUAAUGUACCAACUAGCUAGCCAUCCAAAGGUUCAGAGGGAGCAGUUGUUACAUCUCCACUGCUACUCUGGUACCAAGGCAGUCAUGGAUCGUUGGAUUGAGCAGUUUUUGGGUUAACCUCCAUGGUAAGACUGUUUAAGCCAUUGAAUCCUGACAAGAUUGCUGCUGUCUGUGACAUUCAGCCCAGCAGAAUGUUACUGGGGACAGAUGCGCCGUAUUUUGCACCACAGGGUACAAACGUUCGACUCCAGCUUUGAUCGGAACAGCAGCUGCCUGUGUCGCCCAUAUGACACAUUGUCAUUGGUGGAAAGUUUCCAGCAAGCCACUGCUAAUGCAGAGCGCCUGUAUCUUGAUCGGAAGGCUCUUGCCUCUGAUUGAGUACUUGGAGUGGCGUCCUGGCUGGAAGGAUCCAGUCAUGUAGGUCCUGUUGUCCAGCCCUCUGGCGCAUGGGCGAGUACCAGUACUGGUUUGAUUCUGGGAAGCUCUAGUCUGUCCUUGGACUAGAGAGGCGUCAGUGAUGGGUUAACUUUCGUGAGCUACAGACCCCUCCUAAAGAAUUGGACGGGGAGGAGUGUAGUACCGUAAGGUAUAGGUUCCGGAGGUUAACAGAGGCUGACGAGUGCUCCGGAAGCAGUAGUUCUGAGCAUACUGGAACUAGUGAGGUUAGUGCAAAUGCAAGCUCAGUGAUGCCAUGUGGACGAUCUAUAGAAGACUGAUUUAUCUGGUAGAUCCUGCUUAGCUACUGCUCAUCCGAGGAAGCACGUUAAUUUCCGUAAUUAAGUGAUGGAAGGAAAACAUGUUGUCGUUAUUGGUGGAGGGUCAUGCAGAAUGAAAAACUUCUGGCAGGAUGCUGAAAGCUAUGGUAUAAAGGUCAUACAUGUAGAAUCUGAUCCAAAUCACUUUGCAAGAGAUCUUGUGCAUGGUUUUAUAGAGUAUGAUUUCACUGAUCAUUCGAGGGACCAAAUGCAUGCCGAAAAUAUAAUAAAUACGAUACAUGGUAUGGGGAUGAAGAUUGAUGGUUGCAUAUCAUUUAUAGACGUGUUAAUACCCUUAGUUGGGCUCAUUUGUGACUCAUUAGAAUUAAGAGGACUGAGUUACAAUUCAGCGAUUAUAGCGUUGUCGAAAUCACAAACACAGAAUGUGCUGAGCAUGAACAUAAAUGAAGAUGAUGCGUCAAAUGCUGGUGUAUUUUCUUCAAAGGCAGUCCAUCUACAAAGUGAUUCGGACUGUGAAAUGUUACCGGAAAGUUUUAAGUUUCCAGCGAUUCUCAAACUUGACAAUGGUGCAGGAGGUGUCGGGGCUUGCAUGAUUAACAGCAAAGAAGAAAUGAAGAAACAAUUUCAACAUAUUACAAGCUCUCUGUGCUCUGAUUUGGUCUAUCCCGGGAUUGGACUUGGUCGCGGCAAUUCAAUGACAACAUUCGAAUUUCACUGUGGUACAGAACAUAAUGUUGAUGUCAUUUUGUAUGACAAAACUCUUGUAUGGGCAUCUAUAACUGAUAGCGGGUUAGUGAGACAGCCAUAUUAUAUAGGUACUGCUAAACGUCUACCUUCAUAUCUACCAGAUGACAGCCGUAGAAAGCUAAUAGACGCUGCCUUCAAAUGUUGCUUAGGGAUAGGUCUAACAGAUGGAACGUUCAAUGUUGAGUUUAUAAUAACAGCCAACGGACCGAAACUUGUUGAAAUCAAUCCAAGAAUGUGCGGCUACAUCUUCAGGGAUUGGAUAAUGAAGUUGUACGGAAUUGAUAUCAUGUUAUAUACAAUGAUGAUAUCUUGUGGAAUAAAACCUGAAAUACCAAACAUCACAACGGGCACAAUUCAGAUGGGCGUAAUGGUGAUACCAUCUUUCCAUGGAAAACUUCUUACAGAUGAUUAUCACAGAAAUAAAUUGAGUGAGAUGAUUGAUCGUGGCGAAGUCCUUUUUCUACAGUUUGAUAGUGUUGAGCAUCCUCCCACUAACAAGGAACCUAGUUUAGGGCCUCUGUCCACUUUCGAGGAACCGUUUGGAAAUGUUUCUGUGUCUGGUACAAAUCCAAUAGAAGUAAAGAGAAAGUUGAUGGAAAUAUGUAGAGCGCUCGACAUUGACCAAAACGAUUAUCAAGUUGACACUUUUAUUAUAAACUUUUGAUUGUCACACUAGAUUAUGUACAAAUCGUGCGUUGUUUUCAAUUGAGGGAUAGAACAACCAUGAAUAUAAUCAAAUAUGUAAACAAUUUGUAUCUUUUUUUAGCUCACCAGUGCCGAAGGCUCAGGGUGAGCUAUUAGUAUCAAAGGGGGAUACUCCGUUGUCAUGCGUCAACAAACAUCUUCUCUGAAACCGCUGGACAGAUUUACUAAAAAAUUGGUCUGUAGCAUCCUUGUGACAGCCACACCUAAAUUUGCUCAUAUGAUUUCAAUUGGCCCCUUUUAGUGGUCAAGAGAGCUAAAAAUAGAAAAACCUUUAGACAGCUUUUUCUACAGAACUUAUUGAUGGAUGAUCACCAAACUUUGUUAUUAGCAUUCUUAUAGUAAUCUUUUAUAAAAAAUUGCUCAUAUUUAUUUGAUUGGCCUCUUUUAGGGGCUGCUAAAGCUAAAAUACCCCUGACCAUGGCAUUUCUUAAUGAAAGGGAAACAACUCAUGUUGGAAUGUCUUUCAUACAUGUGAGUGAUCUGUAUGCUGAUGAAAUUAUUUGAGGUCAUGACCUCAGACAAGAGAAAUGAUAUCUAUGAAAUAACUUGAGCACAUUAUAAGGACUUAGUAUCAAGCUUUAUUUUGUUCAUUCAUAUUCAUUUAAUUACAUCACUACAUGUCUAUUUAUAUUAACGUGGUUCUAUGCCACACUUUGAUAAAAAGAAGGCCACUAUGAACAGAUUCUGAUAUAGUAUUAACGGUGUUCUUCUAUGAAAAUAACACAGAAUUUUUAAGAAAUGCAGCAUUUUCAUAGGACGACAAAUAAAUAUGGACACUAAAUAUGUUAGUAUUUUUCCGAAGCUGUUCUACAGAAAUUAGAAACAUUCUCCUGUAACUAUCAUUGCCUUUCUGAAAGAACACUAACAUAUACAUAAUAAUUACCAAAAAGCCUGUCACUAAUGAUGAUUUUAAAUUGUAAGUGUUGUCAGAAAUGGGUAAUACUUAAUAGAAAAGACAGUAUACAGCUUUUUAAUACAGUAAAUGCUUAUUUUUUUUGUGAAUUAAGAAUACUUUUUACAUUGAAUCAAUAAUUACACUAUGUGCUUUGUAUCUGAACAGAAAACAUAAUUAUCUGCACAUUGUUUUUCAUUUGACAUGCUUAAAUAAGACCCUGAGCCCAAAACUCACUAUGGCAAAUUAUAUCUGUGGUACUAUAAUUUCUUGUGUAUGCAUUCUUGUUAGCUUAUAAUUUAAUGUUGUGUAUGCAAUCUUGUUUUCUAGGUAACAAUAAAAUAAAAUCAUCAAAUAACAUUUAGCUCUAGAAUUCAGACUCCCAUUAACUCCCAUUCUGUUCAUCUUUCUAGGUCAGUGUACUCAGUAGAGAAUUUUUCCACAGGAAAUAAAAUUAGGCCUAAAGAAAGAAUACAUUUGAUUCUGUAACUUACAAACAAAGAUGCUCUAUUUUUUUAUUGAAUUUUGUUAAAAAUUGUUGUUUUUUUUUGUCAAUUUUUGUUGAAUUGGAUUCAAACUUGGAGAAAGCACAUUUCAAUAAAAUUUGCCUGAUGUUUUUCAUGUGCAUAAUUGAAUUUUGGUGUCAGUUGAGCUGUUAUUUAUAUUUUUGAAAGAUACCACCUACUUCCUUGUUGUUUUUUAUGGUACAGACUUGAAAUUUGGGUCAGGAAUGUAAUUUCUGAUGCAAAUUGAAUUAAGAUAGUAACUGACUACUUUUGAUAGUAAUGAUAUCGUUUGACCUUGUUUCUUGUUUUUUUAUGUACUUAAUUGAAAUAUUUGGAUAAUGGGUUUAAUUUCUGAUCCUGAAUUGAAUUUUUAUAUCCUCUAGCCUACUUUUGAUAUCAUAUGACCUUUUUUUAGCUCGACUUUUUUUGAAAAAAAGUAGAGGUAUUGUUAUAGUGGCGGCGGAGUAGCCGUUGCCGUCUGUCCAACUUGUACCUGGAUCAUAACUUUUUAGUUCUUGAUGUAUUGUCUUCAUACUUGGCCACAACAACCCAUGGGACAAGACCUUUCAGUAAACCAAACUAACCUUGAACUUCAUCCAUAAAUGAUCAAGGUCAAAAGUCAAAAAUUUGCUUGGUCUUGCUAUUAUUGGCUGUAAAAUGGAUUGUCUUCAAACUUGAACAUUAUAAUCUUCAAGGAUAUCCCUUAAAAAUAACCAAACAGACCUUGACCUUCACUCAUAAAUGACCUGAUAUCAGUUUUUUUACUUACAUGAACAUACUUGAAAUUUGUACAAGGGGUGUAAUUUCUAAUGCUGAAUUUAAUUUUGUUAUCAUCUGGCCUUCUUAUGAUAUUUUUUUACCUUGUUUGGCCUUUUGUCAUUUUUUUUUAAGUACAGUUAUGCUACCAUAUAGGAUUUAUAAAAAGUUUGUUGUCCCAAACUGUCAACACCUUACAUAUUUUGCAUGUGACAUUUUGUGUAUUCAUUCACAAAAAUUAUAUAAAAAAUUGUUCCAUCAAAAUUAAUUGUGCUAGUGGUCAUUUAUUCUGCAUUAUUUUAUUCUACAUAGUCUCAUGGGAACACACUUGCAACAUAGAUAUUUUUAACAAAGCCUUUUCAAAAUAUUAGGGCAAAAUAUUUCAAUAACUAGAAGGGCAAGUAAAAAUUGAGCUGGACUGGCCUUUUAGCAAGUUUAUUUGAAAAAUAACACUGAAAAACAGUUAUUUCUGGUGAGCAACUCCAGGCCAUCAUGGCCCUCUUGUCUUAAAUAUUGAAGACAUUUGAAUACCAGUUAAAAUACAUAAAAUAAAAUGUAGUGCAAUG